CCCCCCCUCGUCUCUUUCCUGUCAACCGAGCAGAAGCUAAGAUGGCGGACUUGGCGACCGAGGGACUGGCGCGGAGGCAAAGGGCUACGACGAGUUUCCAAAGGAAAGUGCCGGAUGGCGGAGGGGGCCGCUUGGUCGUUCUGCCAGGAACCCGGCCGUCGGUGCGACACGGUCAGCUCCUGCUUUCCAGCGGCGUCCCUUCUCUGGACUCCGUUUUAGGUGGAGGUUUGGCAAUUGGAACCGUUCUUCUUAUUGAGGAAGAUGUAUAUGGUGUUUACUCCAAUCUGUUGUUCAAGAAUUUCCUUGCAGAAGGAGUAGUUUGUGGGCAUAAUUUAUUUAUUGCUUCAGAUAAAGAGGAGCCUGGUAUUAUUCUAAAGGAACUUCCAUGUCCUUUGCCGAAUCUCUCUGACAAGGAAAUGGAAGAAGUAAUAACUAUGAAGUCAACACAAGAUUCUCAGGAGUCCAUGAGAAUAGCCUGGCGUUACCAGAACAAACCAAAGCAGGAGGUAACCCACAUACCCUUUUCAAAAUUUGGACACUACUUUGAUUUAUCUAAAACAAUGGCUCCAGAACUAAUCCAAAAUAUUAAAUGGGAUGGUUUUUUUAUUCUUGAAGAACCAGGCUUGGAUAUUGAUGAAAAGUCAUGUAAUAAGGCAUGUGCUUACACCAGACUGCUUCAUUCUAUUCAGAAAGUCAUUCUUCAACAAGGAUAUAAUGGGUCCACUUUGCAGAAAAAACAAAGGAAUGUGUUGAGAAUAGGAAUUCAGAGCCUUGGUUCAGUAUUAUGGGGUGAUGAUAUCUGUUGUACUGAAAAUCCAGAAAAUCUGCACAGCCUCACCAAAUUUAUGUAUGUUCUACGUGGCCUACUGAGAACAUCAUUAUCUGUCUGCAUCAUCACUGUUCCAACUUAUCUGAUCCAGAAUAAAGCUAUUAUGGAACGUGUUACCCACUUGUCUGAUACAGUAAUUGGGCUUGAAUCAUUUAUCGGGUCUGAGAGAAAAACCAAUCCAUUAUACAAGGAUUAUCAUGGUUUGGUUCACAUACAUCAAAUUCCUCGGCUUAAUAGUUUGAUCUGUGAUGUAUCAAACACAAAGGACCUUGCCUUUAAAUUGAAAAGGAAGCUGUUUGUUAUUGAGCGAUUGCAUUUGCCUCCAGACUUGUCAGACACAGUGAGCCGCACGAGCAAACAGGAUCUGGCAGUCUCCGCCAAAUUGCUGAGCACAGAAUGUAGUGCGAUGGCCAUGGGCAAGAAGCACCUGGACUUCUAGUGAUUUCAACUUAGCAGCUUCACUUCAAUUUAUAUGACACUCUAAUUAUGACUGUUAAUGACUUUCGUAAAUAUUUUUCUUCAUCGUUGUGACCCA
Notechis scutatus (mainland tiger snake) is the source of this 1364-nucleotide messenger RNA. RefSeq names its product elongator acetyltransferase complex subunit 4 (gene ELP4). Gene Ontology annotation, biological process: tRNA wobble uridine modification. Gene Ontology annotation, cellular component: cytoplasm; transcription elongation factor complex; elongator holoenzyme complex. Lineage: Eukaryota; Metazoa; Chordata; Lepidosauria; Squamata; Elapidae. The record is from RefSeq and is a predicted model, not a curated record.